AAAAACAGUCUGGUUCUACAGAGAUUAGAAGUUAGUAACCUUUCUUGGUAAUUUGUCCUAAUGCGAGAGACAAAGGUUGAAGAGAAAGUGACAAAAGAAGAGACAUCUAGAUCAUAAAGUCUCGACAUCUCGACGUUUCGAGCGAAGGCCUUUCGUCAACGAAGAAAACCAAGAGAAAACCAAGCGUUCGAUUUGCUUUAGCGGUGCAAGUACAAUUGCGUGCGCGCCGUCAUGGCGUUCAGUCGGGGAUUUUUGUGCUCCCGCAAUUUGUUAAUAAUUUUGUAUUUUUGUUUGAUUUUAAAUGGUUCUAUAGUCAAAAAGCAAAGGGAAAAAUGUUUAUCUUGUACUAGUUCAAUUUUAUACGUGUCAGAAUUACUCGCUUGCUCAAGACCUGUCUAUAAUGGAAAUAUGCGAAGAAAAACCGUUAAACAUAAACCGCUAGGAAACUCGAUGUAGCUACUUUCUUCUUGGAUCAAGAUUGUUUAUAGACACUUCUAUUGCUAUCAUUCUUCUACCUUUAUCUGGUGAUAUUGAAAGUAAUCCUGGUCCUGUGUUUGAAAUCCCUGGUUGUUUAAAAAGGGGGCUCAAAGUAACUCAUCUUAAUGUAGGAAGUUUAUUUCCGAAGAUUGAUUUGGUACGCAUGUUUAUCAGCAAGAAUCCAUAUUACUCGUCAAGACGGUAAAGAUGAAGCUGGUGGUGGAACAGCUACUUAUGUUAAGGAGAAUUUGCCAUAUCGAACACGUGAUGAUUUAUGUAGUAAAAGAAUUGAAACAUGUUGGAUUGAGAUUAUACGACCUCGUACGAAAUCAAUGUUUAUUUGCUCGGCCUGUAGACCACCAGAACUUCCACUAAGUAAAUUUAUCGAGGAACUAAACAAAGAUCUUGCUAAAAUUCCAGAAAACGCAGAACUUGUUUUAUUGGGUGAUUUCAGUGUUGACUACAGUACAAACAACGCUCGACGGAUAGAUCGCGCAUGCAAUCACUUGCGCGAGCUCACUCGAUCGAAAAAAUCGUUACGUCACCAACAAGAAUCACGGAAAAAACGCAAUCAAUGAUUGAUUUGAUUUUUGUGAACAAUAAUCCACGCGUUGUUUCUAGCGGAGUUUUUCCUUUGUCAAUCAUGCUGCAGCGAUCAUUCCCUUAUUAUACUGCACAAUUAAAGCUGGACUUCCUAAAUUUGGCAGAUGUUAUAGAGACAUUAAUUAUCGUUGCUACAAACGUUACAGUGAAAGCAAAUUUAAAGAUGAUCUAUGAAAAUCAGAUUGGACUUUCGUUGACACGUUAAAUGAUAUUAAUGAAAUUACCAAUAAGUUUUGCGAAACAUUUUGUGAAUCGGCCGAUAAGCACGCCCCUAUGAAAACCAAGAGAGUAAAAAAUCUACCGUAAGAGCACCAUGGAUGACCUCUGAACUUCUUAACCUCAUGCGAGAACGCGAUUUCCAUUUACGACAUGCCCAAAAGUAUAAUCAGAAUACCACUGGAAUAUGUACCGCGAUCUUAAGAAGAGUUCAACAAGUAAAUCUCAAUGGUACUUUAUCAUCCAUUGCAACGUGCCCUGCCGGAGUCGCGCAAGGCUCUGUAAUAUCUCACAUUCUUUUUAAUACCUACAUUGAUGAUUUGGAGAACGCCUUACCAGAACAACUAAAAGUCAGUACGAAUAAGUAUGCAGAUGACUGCACACAACACCAAAUAGUGAGCGUACAUUCUAAUAGUAAUUUACAACAAUCUAUCAAUGAAGUAAAUAACUGGGCUGUGUUAAAUAAAAUGGCAAUUAAUGCUAAAAAAACUAAGGACAUGUGGAUCUCUUUCACAGACGCUAUACCUGAACCACCACGUCGUCGUAUUGGAAAUGAGUUAAUAGAAAGGGUCAACGUUUUUAAAUUACUUGGCGUAAAAAUAAAUAAUCUAAAAUGGAACGCACAUGUUGAAGAGAUUACACGAAAAGCAAAUAAACGCCUCUACCAUCUUAGAGAAUGCGGGAAAUUGCGGUUACCAGUUGAAGUCGGUAUUAUUACCUAUCAAUCCAAACUAAGACCAAUUCUCGAGUAUGCAUCACCUGUCUGGGAGGGACUCCCUAAUUGCCUGCGAGAUGAAAUAGAGCGGGUUCAAUCCAGGAGCUUACGAAUCCUUGGUCUGGAAAAAGAUUACCUGCCACCGUUGAACGAAAGAAGGGAAGAGGCAAGUAGUCGAGAAGUGGAUAGGUUUAUGAACGAUCCAAACCAUCCCUGUCACAGUGUUUUGCCCAAAUUAAUUAACAAUCAGUACAAUUUAAGGAACAUUGACCGGAAUCUUAAUAUAUCAUUCUUCUCAGGAAAUGAAAGGCAUAAACUCUCUUUUUCAGGAAGAGCUUGUAAAUAUUUAUAAAUAGUUUUAACUUCUUAGACAUAUUCACAGCAUAUACUUUAUUAAACAAGUAAUUGUAAGUCCAUUGUACUUUUUUAUCUUAAGAUGGAUGAAUAAAGCUAUUAUUAUAAUUUCAUAAACCAGCAAGUUAAGAUAUGUAAAUCCAACUACUAUCAAAAUGACAACAGAGAUAAACCUGCCGAACAGCAAGUUUAUACAUGCCCUUUAAUAGCAUUAUAAAGUCUGCCAUAUGGACAAUCUUUCCACGACGUACCGCCAUCAUAUGUGAAGAAGAUCCAGUCGGGUGAGUUUUUCGAACUAUCAAAACUUUUGUCAAAGAAUGUAUUUAAUACGGCAGACGAACAGCCUGUUAUGUUAACGCUCGAAAAUUCUGUUAGCAAAGUUGAGUCAUCCACUCAGUCUACCACUAGCAUUACAGAUAUCGAGAAGUGGACGACGGCGUUCACCACAUACAUGAGCUGUUUUGCUCAUGAAUUUCCUAACCGAGCACAGGAGUUCUUACAGUAUAUGAGUAUCAUUCGCCAUGCUACUUAAUGUCACAAAGGGGUGGGUCGGUGUAUAUAUAAUAUCAAGUUUCGUCGGAAGGCUGCCCUUAACCAAUCCCUCAACUGGUCUGAAAUAAUGAUAAUGGCUGAUGAUCUUUACUGUACACCCAGCUACCCUUAAAGAGGAAUAUCCUCUUUUCAUUAAUGGACCCCAACAAUAUGCCACCCUGGGGGCCGAACAAGAGGGCAUCUGCUGGGACUUCAAUAGGACCGGAGUGUGUAGACGAAAUCAAUGUAAAUAUCGCCAUGUUUGCAACCGCUGUUAUGGGGAACAUCCUGGAAAUACCUGUUCUGGUGAUGAAAGGGCCCGAGUGCACACAACAAAAGCAAAGCACUCAACCAGCGGCCAUCGCCAGUCCACCCAAGCUAAACGCUAAUAAUGUAGUUAACCCACUAACUCCUAUUUUUGUAUCUAAAUUAAAAGAUUUUUCAGCAGAACAUCCCGAUCCAACGCUUGUUUCACAAUUAUGUUCAAAUUUAAGAGAGGGGACCCGUAUAGGUUUUGAAGGGCAGAGGACCCCCAGAUGUUAAAAAAAUUUGCCUACUGCCCUUACCCAACCGAAUAUUAUAACGGCUAAUUUGGCACAUGAAAUUUCUCUUGGCCGUUUGGCUGGUCCGUUCGAGACUACACCAUUUCCUAAUUUCCAAGUCUGGCCAAUCGGUUUAGUACCUAAAAAGAAUUCGGCAAAAUUUCGAACAAUUUUUCAUCUUUCUUUUCUAAAGGCGGGUCAAACCCGUAUCAACGCAUCAAUUUCCAAGGAAGAUUUCAGUCUCCAGUAUGUCAGAAUUGACAAUGCAAUCGAAUGCAUUUCGGCCACGGCUGGGUUUUUUUUAGCUAAAACUGACAUUGAAUCUGCCUUUCGGCUAAUUCCUGUCCAUCCAAACGACUACGAGCUUCUCGGCAUGUACUGGGACGGGAAAUAUUAUCAUGAGAAAGUUUUACCUUUCGGUCUCUGAAGUGCUCCGUAUCUUUUCAACCAACUUUCAGAUGCUAUUGAGUGGAUCUUAACAAAUAAGUGUAUGAUUUCAUUUGUAUGUCAUAUUUUGGAUGAUUUUCUUAUUUUGGAGCCACCAGCCCUGGUGCGCCCACAGGAUCACACUUGCCAACAAAGUUUAACUGCCAUGAUGCUUACAUUUAAGAGCCUUAACAUCCCAGUAGCACCAGGCAAAAUACAAGGUCCAGCAACUGUAUUAGAAUUUAUGGGUAUUAUCCUGGACAGUGUUCGAAUGGAAGCACGUCUUCCUGCUGACAAAAUUGAACGCCUCCGUGUUGCCUUUGAUAUAUUUCAAAAAAGGCGGUCAUGUACCUUGAAAGAACUUCAAUCGCUUAUAGGUUCCCUUAACUUUGCAUGCAAGGUUAUUCCCCCAGGGCGCCCUUGUUUACAGAGAAUGAUCGAACUGGCAAGAAAUAUAAAACAGCCCCACCACCUCAUAAAACUUAGUGCAUGCUUUUUUAAGGAUCUUGAGAUGUGGAAACAGUUCAUUGUUAACUGGAGCGGUUCAAGCUUUUUCUUGUCUUCUGCAUGGGAAGACUCGGAAUGCCUCGAGCUCCAUACUGAUGCAUCAGGGGUUUGGGGCUAUUGGUGAUUCUUCAGGGGGAAAUGGUUUCAAGGUAAAUGGGAACCCCAUCAGAAAUUAAGAGAGCCGGAAAUUAGCAUAGCCUGGCAAGAAUUGUUUGCCAUAGUGGUUGCAUGUCACAUAUGUGGGGAAUCUCUCCAAAACAAACGCAUAAACCUGAACUGUGACAAUGAAUCAGUUGUUAACAUUGAUAAUUCCAAGCGAUCAAGAAUUCCCCGGGCAAUGGAUCUCCUCCGUCACCUCACACUGCUGACAUUAAAGUAUAAUAUAUACAUCAGGGCAAAGCACAUACCAGGAAAAUAUAAUGAAAUUGCCGAUUCCCUUCCUCGUUUCCAGUUUCAAACGUUUCGGCUCCUAGCACCUGAAGCAGAUGCCAUCCCUCACAAAAUUCCAGACCUCUGCUGAAAAUCUAAAGACAUUGAACAUUAUAUUGAUUUGUCACUGGCUGCCUCGACCAAACAGACUUACAGUGCUGGGGAAAAACGAUUUAUCUCUUUUGUCAACUUACAUCGGUCCCAAGAAGGAAAACAUCUCUUACCAGCAAGUGAAGAAACACUCAUGAAAUUUUCAGCCUAUUUAGCCAAAAGCAUCAAACAUUCGUCAAUCUCGCAACGGUUCGUCAUUUUCAUAUAAGAAAUGGUUUUUCAUUAGAUUGGCAAAAGAUGUUGCGCCUCCAAUUGGUUCUUCGACGUAUAAAACGGUCACAAAGAGAUAAAGUACGAGUGCGUCUGCCAAUAAUAAUCUACCACUUAAAACUUUUCCAUAUGAUGCUACGGUAGCAUUACCUGUCACAACAAAUUUCGACUCAAUUAUGUCUUGGGCUGCCAUAACAUUGGUGUUCUUUGGCUUCCUGAGGCUUGGAGAGUUAACAUGUAAUUCAAAAUUCAAUGGUGAUACUCACCUCAUGCCAGAAGAUGUUGUUUUCUCCAACGAAAUCCAACCAACUACUGUCAUUUUCACACGCAUAAAAUUAUCCAAAACUGACCCCUUUCGGGUUGGGCACACAAUAACCAUUGGAGGAACAAACACACCACUUUGUACAGUGUUGGCCAUGAAACAAUAUCUAGCCAUAAGAGCGCCAAAAUCAGGUCCUCUGUUUGUAAAUGCUGUGGGUAAACCACUUACAAAACAGGCACUAGCACUAGAAACACGAAACUGCUUGCUCAAGCUUGGUUCAAUGCCUGAAAAUUUGUGGGUCAUAGUAGUACAGAACUGAUGCUGCAACGACAGCAGCUGCAGCGAAAUUACCUUCCAGGCUUAUUAAAACUUUGGGUCGCUGGUCUUCUGACUGUUAAUUAUGAACGAUAUAUACAAACGCCUUCAUCAACACUAUUGAGCGUUGCAGCCACACUAGCCAAGAUUUGAGAACUAUUUUACUGAAAAAUCCUGAUCCAACUUUCAGGGCGAGGGCAUAUUGUCUAUGGGGAAUGCGUUUGCUGCGCAUUUGUAAGGAUGGAUGUAUUAUACAGUUUAUUUUAAUCAAUGUAUUAUACAGUUUAUUUUAAAAUAAACAACGACCAUCACGGGAAUCUACUACCCCUUGGACACUAAAGUAAACAAUGGCCAUCACGGGGAUCUACUACCCCUUGGACAUUAAAGUAAACAAUGACCAUCACGGGGAUCUACUACCCCUUGGACAUUUAGGAUGCCCAUCUCGGGGAUCUACUACCCCUUGGGUAAAGUCCAACAUGGGGGAACCACGACCCCCUGAGGACAUAUAAUUAUAUCAUAAUCAUAAUGCUGUAAUAGUGAGUCUGUGGGGUGACACCUUGGCCACAGUUUAAAGUAUAAUCGGAGCAUUUCUCCGCAUUGUGUCUUAAUUGUUUUUUAUUGGUCUCUGAAUAUCCGCUUAAUGGUUAAAUUAAGCGGUGCAUUAAUUUGGAAAACAGUAAGGUUGUGAAGUCACUUCUCGCAAUCCAACUAAAACCACUCCUUCCUGUAUUAUCAGUGAAAACGUCCCGGUAAACGACCCACGUUCCAUCGCAACAAUCAUGAACGACUAUUUCUCAUCUAUAGGAUCCACGCUUGCGAACAAAAUUAAAGAUCUAAUCAAACCUAAAUUGACUAAUACCACCGCUACAUCACCCCAUUCCCUUAAUUUCAAAUAAGUUGAUGAAAUGCCUGUGUUGCAGGAAUGAGUAAACUAAGAACUAACAAAGCCACUGGUCUGGACGGAAUUAGUGCUUAACUACUCAGAGAUUCCGCUUAUGUAAUUGCACCAUAUUUGACCAAAAUUUUCAACCACUCCUUACGCUGUGGCUCAUUUCCCGACAUCUGGAAGAAAGGUAGAGUUACUCCAAUUUUCAAAUCUGGAGACCCAACUUCGUCCAACAACUACCGACCAAUCACCAUCCUACCAACCUUGAGUAAGUUACUAAAACGAAUCGUCCACCAUCAAGUUUACAAUUCCCUGCAAGAACACAAGUCACUAGCUUCCCAGCAAUUCGGUUUUCGUUCCAAACUGUCUACUACCAUUGCCCUGGCACAUUUUACUACUGGAUAAUCGCGAUCACAGAAAGAUUACUGGUGCCGUCUCUAUCGACCUAAGGAAAGUUUUUGAUACCGUCGGCCAUGCAUACCAUCUUAUUGCAGAAAUUGAAAACAAUCGGUUUUACCUCGUCUGUUCUCGACUGAUUCUGCUCGUAUCUAUCAAACCGUACCCAAGUAACCAUGAUCAACAGUUCAAUGUCCCAAGCCAGUAACUGUCGGAGUCCCUCGGGGAAGUAUUCUUGGACCACUUCUCUUCCUUAUUUAUAUUAAUGAUCUACCUGAAUGCCUGACCCACGGCAAGUCGAUACUUUAUGCUGAUGACACACACCUUUAUUAUUUUGCAGAAAGUAUUUCCGAACUACAAUCAAAACUUAACUCCGACGUACGAUCCCUUUCCGGUUAUCUUAACAACAACCUCCUUACACUCAAUCAUGACAAGACAAAGUUCAUAAUUUUCGCCGGUAGACAACGCCCAACAUCAACAUCUCUAUUUGCAAUCGACGAUAAAACGAGAACGAUCGUUGAAAUAUCUGGGCAUCACAAUUACCGAGAACCUUACCUGGCAUGAACUAUUGAAAAAUUAAUGGGGAAAAUCAACCAAAGACUGGAUAAUCUCGAUCGUGAAUAAUAUAAUCUUGGAUAAUCUUGAUCGAAACUGGAUAAUCUCAAUUGAUCGAUUCAAGCUGUGUGAAAUAUUUCUUGCCGCUGGAUGCAAGACAGAUUUUCUAUACCGCGACAAUACUACCGCUAUUCGACUAUGGCGAUGUUGAACUCCCUGCAAACCUUGGAAAAUAAAGUAGCGAAAUUAAUACUAGAUCUUCCUCCUCUUUCUUCGGCAACCGAAGCUCUCGCUACAUUACUCUGGUUAACUCUCUCAUUUCGCAAAUAUAAACAAUGGACUGAUAGAUUUCGACUUCAAUCUGACAACUAACAGCAGAAUCCAUUCCGACAGCACAAGAUCGUGUAACAACCUCCAUCUCCCAAAAGUCAACACGAACUGGGGGGUAAACAUAAAGUCUUUCGAAGCGAACCAUUUAACCACAGAGUCAAGAACGUGUUGCAGAAGGACAUCUUUAUCUGUCUGCGAUUGAAUUGCAUGAUAACGUAAUUACAUGAGAGCGCAACAGUAAGACUUUUUGUUGUAUUUGUGGAAAAGUGUCACCUAUCAAGAAAAAGACUCCAAAUCCAAAAUCUCAAUCACGAAAACGAGGCUCUAUAACCAAGACUGUGUACUUUCCGUUUGGAUGUGUUAUGUAUAGGUUGUCAAAAUAAGGUGAUGGCCAUUGGAGCCUUCCAGUGGGUGUUACGAGUUUCACUAUACUAAUAUUUAAACACUGGAAUUUAAGUAUAGUCACGCUACGCUGUAAUGGUUUGAAAACGGCGCAGAAAAUGUUUAAAUGGAACGAGAUGAAAACGGAGCACUUGGCGGUUUCGUGUGAACACAAACGCCGUUAUAUUUUCUACUGAUUGCAAACCAAGCAUCUCGGGUUUCAAAAUUGUAAAUUCCAGUGCUUCUCGUUAAAUUCUUUGCUCUUUAAAAUAUUUUGGGUUUACAUAAGUGCUAAAUUUAAUUUGUAACGGUGUAUAGUGUUAGCACACGUAAAUUAGCUUUUAUCUCAAAACCAAUAAAAAUGGCCACAAAUACAGUAAGAUGUAGGACUAAUUUUUGUUAAAAUUUCUUUGUACUUUAUCCUAACCCACGUUCAUCAAAAUGUUGUCCUUUUAGCGUUAAAAACCUGGUCUAUAUUUUAGUAAAAUGAUUUUUCGUCCCCCUACUUUCUCACCACAGCUACUUACUUUAAAUGAUUCUAAAAGCCCUGAUUCUAUGAUCGUGCUUGCGUUUCGUUUCAGGGCAGACGAUGUAGCGAGUGAUUUUAUGUUAAGAUAUGUUUCUGCUGGUAUACAGUGCAUCCAUGGUGAUAGGUAAGUAAAUUUGAAUCUUUGAAAGAGGUUAUCACUAUCACAUGCACACUGAUCAAAACAAGGGAUUAAAUUUACGCUAUUCCGUUGUUCCGUAUACAGUGAAAUGCCUGACGGAAUUGUACAUUUCAUGCUGUUGGCAUUCCGUUUGUUUGGUAGAAUCAGAGUCUCAGCCAGGCUUUCUUCUUUCUUUUGGCUGUUCACUUGACCAUGAUUGUAUCGGACUUGUUAGAACAACCUUGCAACAAGUCUGAUAAACUUGUUGACAACUUGGGGCAAGCAGUGCGAAGACAACUUGUUGGCAGACUUGCUACAACAUGCGAGACUUUUGCGUGUGUACAAUUACGACAAUAUAAACAAUACAAAAACAUUUUCAAAUCGACAGGUUUAUCACUUGUCAGUUGUGAAAUCAAACUAUUACUAUAUUUUACAAUUGCUAACUUGCUAGUUUGUUUUAUUCCACGUUACUUUUCAGUAUAUUCAAGUCAUUGUCAGCCAAACUUCGGUUAUAAAUUGCAAAGUUUUAAAUGUGUUAAUUAAAGUUUUUAUAUGUGAUAAAAAAUCAUGUUCAAUUAAGGUUGUCCUUCCAAAAGCUAAAACCUUAAACUGUGAGCGCGCAAGGGAUGAUGAGUUUUUACUUAUAUUAUUCAUAUAUAUAUAUAUAUAUAUAUAUAUAUAUAUACUUGUCCUCCCCACUAUGUGCAUGUAUAAAUCUUACCGGUAACUAGUUCCAAAAAUUAAGGGUUUAACUUUUACAACUGCACUCAUGCAAAUAUCAAAAUCUGUUUUUCCAGUUGUAUAGUAGAAAGUAGGAACAAAUGUAAAUUUUGACUUGUGCAAAGCAUAUUUUGUUUGUCUUUUUCCCGUAGAGAACAAUGUGACCGAGAACAAGCUUUAGAUGAUUUCAAGACGGGACGUGUACGUGUGCUCAUUGCAACCGAUGUUGCGUCCAGAGGAUUGGAUAUUAAAGGAGUCACGUAAGUAAGACUUCUUUAAGAAUUCUAGGAUUGUAAUUGACUCUCCUAAAAACAGCAGGUUUAUUCUGGUUUCUCCGGUGGUAAACGCAAUUUCCGCAGAAUGAAAACUUUGUAGAAUGUGAUUGGCCAACAUAAAUUUUCCUUUGGAAGAAAGUUUUGAAGUUGAACAUUCUCAACUUUUAACAAUGAUAUUUUCGGAAAAUUUUCUGUCCUGUGGAAAUUUUUCGUGAGUGGAAAUGGGCCCUCAUACUGGACCAAUGGAAAUGACAAACAAUUUGGAUCUGAUAUAGAGCUAUUUGGUAGAUUUUCUUCUGUAGCAACACUGGACCAACCGUGGUUGACACUUCGCUACUGGACCUCUAGGGACUGAACGAGUUAUCCAGAAUAAAUAUAUACUUGGAUUUCUUCUAUAAUAACAAAAGACUAAUAAUAAUAUAAAUAGGGAUUUAGAAAAUAUAAGUGUAUGGGUUACAAAGAAAUAAAUUACAAAUUCAUCUUACGAAAACUAAAGGCAUGUUUUUUAGGCUAUUAGUAAACCCAGGGACAUGGAAUGCGUGGUGGGCCAUUGGAUGGGGGAAGACUGUCAUUCUGGCGUUGACUUGUAUUAUUCACACAAUCUCUUGCAUGUGUCCGACUCCCUGGCACUUAAAACAAAUUCUGUUCCCUCUUUCGUCAAAGCCGCGGAGGGAGGGGUUUCGGCCGCCUCUUCCUCCCUGAUUCCGCUGAAUAUUACUGUUGGAUCUGGAAAGGGAAAUAAGGGUUUGGAACAAAUUAUCAAUCGACUUACGCUGCUCUUCGAGGGCUUGCAAUACUUUAUCCAUCUCUUUGUUUGGCUGUGUGGUUGAGACUGCUUCACUUGAUACAUUUCCUUUUGUAGGACGCAGCUUUUCAUCCUCCUCUGCCCAGUGUAGAGCUUCUUCUCGUACUUCUAGGAACUUAGAGCUGGAGUUGCUUCGUACCAUGCGCUUUAAUUCGUAGAAGUGGAUCUCCGUGUCGGUCACGGAGGGCCUGGUCACGAGAAGGUAUGAGGGUGGGGUCUCGCGAAUAAAUUCGAUUGUAAAUCUCACACAGCGCAUGCGAGAACUGUAUCCUUUUGUUUUCGUUCGUAAAAUGACUUAAGUAACUGUGGUGUGGUUCUCCGCUCGCCAAAAGCCUCAAAUAAGAUAUUGCAGAUUUUAUCAUUGCAGAUAUUUCUUCUUUGCUGAUGAUUCCAAAAGUGAUAACACAAAGUCUGUUUGUUCAAUUUGGGUCAUUUUCCUAGCUGAUAUCAAACUUUUCACAUUGUCAACAAAAUUCUCCACUGUAUCUUCAUCUGCCUUUCGACUACCAGAAAACUUUUGUAUUUUACGCUCUCGGAAAACAUACACAACUUGGGGUGUCUAUGCUGGACUAUUUGGUGCAUUCUUACUUGAAGUACCAGCCUCGCCCUGGCUAACAGUUACUGCUGAAAGUGCUUGUUUUGUGUGUUAUUCUCAUUUUUUUUUAACUUUUCGAUUUCAGCCAUUAAGGUUUCCAAUAGAGAGUUGUCCUCACCGCCUUCGGCUGCUGCACCAGCAACAUCGCCGCCCUCGUUUUGCUCCUCAUCAGACAUAUAUAGUAUUUUAAUAUUUUAUUGCACGAAUGUUCAAAAUAAUCCUGCCGACUACGCCAAAUGUGAACGGGAGAUAAUAGACUCGUGAGAUAAUUUUCUCUUUUAUUUUGAACACCCCAAAAUACGAGGGCGAUGGUUACAAGCAGGCAACUGCCCGAGAAUGUUAAUUCCCUUUGUCCCUUUCUUGUUGAUAUAAAACUAAACCCGCGGCUGUGUCGUUGAGUGAGCUUCGAGAAGAACAUCUAUCGAGUAACAUUUACGAGUUUAAUUUGAAACAUACAGUCAGGCCUUGUUAACAACUUCGUCCCUUAGAAUAACCGUUAUGACGUAUUUUAUGAAAAAUACAUGCCAAUAAACACUUAGUUUCAUGGUACUCCUUUGUGUUGCUUUAAUCACACUCCUUGUAUUGUUUUGAACUCGAACGCCACAUUUGCCUUCCCUACCCUCCAUAUGUCCCAAUUGUUAUCUCCCAAAAUCUGGGAGACACGUGACCAGCCUGGACCAAGGUCUUUCCCAUGAGACGAGGCUAGUAGUGGUAAGAGCCGGGGUACGAGGUUGUAGUCUAAAUUGGAGCAUUGUUUCAUCCUUUGUAUAAUCUAGACAUGUGAUAAACUACGACUUUCCUCGAGCAAUUGAAGAUUACGUUCAUAGAAUUGGAAGAACUGGUCGCGCUGGGUACGUAGAUUUACUAAAAUGUAAACAUUCAUAAUACAGUACUUGUAGUUUCUUUGUUUUUAUUUAUUAUCGUAUCGCAAUACGGUACACAUGACAUUUCAAACGUAGCAGUCCAGUAAAAAUUUGCCACGCGUUGAUAAAUAUUGCCCAAGAAUUUUUUCGUCAUAAAUUGGGCGUGGAUUGGGGAGGAGGGCUUGCCGACAGUUUUUCGAUUAUUUUAAUGUCCCUUUAAUCAAAAGAUUAUUUCGAUUAUUUUAAUGUCCCUUUCUCUCGAAAACCAGAGGCUUUCCAGUUUCCCUCCAGAUUAAAAAAAAUUAAAUAAGUAUUUAUCGCUUCCCUGCAUAUAUUAAACCACCAUCGGCAAACUGUUUGUCAGGUUGAGCUCGGUUUUCUGUGCUGCCGAAUACUACAAGACCAGUCAAAGCCUUUGUGGCAUAAUUAUGGCUUAUGUGCCCGGUUGUUAGCACAUAGCCGCUUUAUUGUUUUGAUCAAUUUUUAAUAAUUAACAAGAAAAAUUAUUAAUUAAUAACUAUAUAACAUUUAGCACAGAAAAUGUGGGGGUAUUACUAACGCCCACUACACAUAACUUAUCUAUAUAAGUUCAACAUGCAUAUAGCGUCUAACAACGGGGAGGAGGGCAGCACGAGCAUUUUAAGUAUGGUAUAAAACACUCGGACGUGUAUUUUAAAUAAUAGGCAGCUUUUAUACAACGCCUGCAUUUCAAGCCGUAACAAGUGCAACUUAAAAUUCGGUUCAGUAGAACUCUUCCCAAACAUAAAGCCAAUGUUUUCAACUUCUUAUACUGUAUUAAAAUCAUAUACGAAUUAUAAUAUACGACAAGUUUUCUUUACUUCGUCGUCGUGUUGCCGUCCUACAUGCUUAAGCUCCCUAGUACUUCGAACACGACUACAACAUAGAUGCCGUCUCAUUAGUAUUCCUUAUAUAAAGAAUACUAAUUAGGAUGGACUUCAAUGUAAAGAAUACUAAUGAAGAUGAGUUGUAUCAGGUAUAUACAGCCUCUUCACGUGACAUAUUAUGGUUGACAUGUUUUGCCAAUAAGCUUAAUUAAUGAGUGUACAUUUAUUAGACCUAAAGGAACGGCUGCUGCACUGCGCUGUAACCUACUGAGCUACAGAGUCCAGGGCAUAGAUAUCUUAUAUACACUAGAUAGUGCAUCUAAUUACAGUAUUCUGCAAUUCAGAAAUUGAAGCCGUGAUUGCAGACUCAGGAUAUUCCCAUGAAAUGAGAAGAUUCGUAUGUUUUCUAUUUCUUAAACAGGGAACUUAAACAUUAAGUUAAACCUAUUCCAAAUACAUUUUGAAACUAUUCAAAUGAUGAAUAUUAUUAUGAAUUGCGUGAUGUUAUGAAUGAUGAAUUUGCGUUUAUUAGCGAGUGGGAAACUCCAACAUGGCCGCCAUCUAUUCAAAUUGGGGUAACCGCUGGAAUAUUCUUGGCUUCAAUUUUACUAAAAGAGAUGCGCUAUCCAGUGUAUAUAAGAUAUCUAUGGUCCAGGGCCGCAGGUUCGAUUGUUCGCAGCUGUUCCUGGUUAGGUCGAAUAAAUGUAUAGAAAUUUCCACUCGAUAAUUUCUAUCUACAUGCAAGACCCGUCAGCCAAUAUAUUAUUCAAUCGAGAUGCCAACAAAGUAUAAUGUUUCAUGAAUUUUGUGAUUUUAGGUCAAAAGGUUCGUCUCUAAGUUUUAUUACGCGAGAAGAUUGGAAACAAGCCCAAAAUUUAAUCGAUAUUUUAGAAGAGGCAAACCAGG
Paramuricea clavata is the source of this 13902-nucleotide messenger RNA. NCBI's taxonomy places the organism in Eukaryota, Metazoa, Cnidaria, Anthozoa, Malacalcyonacea, Plexauridae. The record is from the annotation of a GenBank genome assembly.